Messenger RNA from Protobothrops mucrosquamatus (brown spotted pit viper), 1112 nucleotides. Its product is annotated as F-box DNA helicase 1-like. Gene Ontology annotation, molecular function: protein binding. The record is from RefSeq and is a predicted model, not a curated record. The annotation marks the transcript as partial. The transcript is spliced from 6 exons. NCBI's taxonomy places the organism in Eukaryota, Metazoa, Chordata, Lepidosauria, Squamata, Viperidae.
AUGGUGAGAUCUUUCAAGCAACUCCGCCUGACAGCGAGUGAUUGUGAAGCUCUUCAGCAGAGCCCAGAAGGCACAGCCGCCCUGACGCAGCCCCUCACCAAGAGUCCGGGCAGCCGAGGUCCCUGUCACCAAAGCGCCAUCACGGAUUACUUCAGGAGUCGAUCCCGCAUCAUAAAAUGCUCCGAUAACAUGGCAGAAAGCCACCCCGUCAAAGCUGAGGAAGCUCUGGAGAACUUGACUCUUGAUCUGGCGUCCGACUCCGAUGACUCCUGCAGUCUUCUUGGAGGUGAUGGGGACACGUUGGUGGCCCCCAAGAAACGAUUACGUGUCUCCCAGGGACCUAGCCACUCCUGCGGAAGCGCUGGCCGAGAGGUCCAAGAACACAAGCCGUGGUUGGGGAGGCCUCCUGAGCAGAGCUCGGGUGGUGGGACUGUCAAGCGGGAAGUUCAAGAGGUCGAGGUGGACCCUCUUCCCGAUGCCCACUUUGGGCUCUUGGGAACUCAGUCUGGGAAUGAUGUACCUCAGGGAACCUUGGAAGAACUGCCAGAUGAAGUCCUUCAAGAGAUCUUUGCCCUGGUGCCCAUAGUUGAUCUUCUCCAGAACCUCUGUCUGGUGUGUCAACGUUGGAAACGUAUCAUCUCUGACAUGAAGUUCAUUCCUUGGAAGAAACUCUACUAUCAGUAUGUGAAAGCCGUCGACCCAGCCUUGCUGACUGUUCGAAUCGUUCUGCAACGGUACAGCUUAACCCAGAAGCACCCCCAGUGCAUGCUGGGAUUUAUCCGGUGUGUGGCUGCUGUUCGGAGCUGCCGCUGCCGAGAUCCUACCGCUAUCCUCGCGUGUCUGGAACGCCACUCGCUCUUUCCCAAGGCACAAAUCUGCAUCGCCAAGAAUCUUCCGGAUUUGGAGAGUUGCAAAGAGAAAGCGGCCUACGUUCGGGCAGUGAUGGCGGCCCUUGUGCUCUUCGCUGGAGGUGUUGGCGAUAUUCGGGAGCUGGUGGGCUGCCUCCAAAGGCCCCCCUCUCCCAUGUCGCUGAUGGACAUCAAUGAAAUGUUGUACUGCAUGGCCACCCUCCUUUACGCCAUGCGAGAGAAUGGGGUCCAGAUCAGCAACAG